AUGGCACCAACAAGAGAUUUUGUAAUUUCUGGCCUUUUUUGUGCUGAAUAUAACAAAAGCAUGCUUGAAAAUGUGUAUGAUGAUAUUCAUACAUUGUUUCAUGGGGAUCAUCAAAACAAUCAGCAAACUAUGCCAUUUCAGAGUGAUGAUUGUGUGACUUUGAUGAUUAAAAAAGAAUGUGAAUAUAUGUGUGCUGAUGAUUAUCUUGAAAAGUUGAAAAAUGGGGAAUUUGAUUUGGGGGAAAGAGAGCAAAUUCUUGAUUGGAUUUGCCAGGUUCAUUCACAUUUCAAAUUUGGACCAUUGUGUCUAUAUUUGUCUGUGAACUAUCUUGAUAGAUUUCUUUCUGUCUUUGAGUUACCUGAGGAAAGAGCAUGGACAAUUCAAUUGUUGGCUAUAGCAUGUGUGUCCAUUGCUGCUAAAUUGGAAGAGGUUGAAGUUCCUCUAUCUGAAGAUUUACAGGGUACACAAUUUGAGUUUGAAGCAAGCACUAUACAAAGAAUGGAGCUUGUUGUGAUGAAAACAUUGAAUUGGAGAAUGCAUGCAGUUACACCAUUCUCAUUCUUUGAUUAUUUUCUUAAGAAGAUUGAUGGUGAUCAAAUUGCUUCAAAAUCUAUAAUGUUUAAAGCUACUAAUCUCAUAAUAGGAACAUUGAAAGGAAUUGACUUCUUGGAAUUCAAGCCUUCUGAGAUUGGAGCAGCUGUGGCAAUUUAUGUUGUGGUGAAAAAUAAGACAGGUGGCAUUGAGGAUGCAAUAUCUACCUUGAUUCAACAAGUAGAAAAGGAUAAAGUAAAGAAGUGUGUUGAUUUGAUCAAAGAAUCAUCUUUGCUAAGUGAUUUUGGUGCCUCAACUCUUAUGGUUCCUCCAAGUCCAACAGGUGUAUGGGAUGUUGCAAGUUCAAGUGACAUGAGUGAUGAUGAUUCAGUUCCAAGUUCCCUAGAUGGAUGAGUGAAAGGAUACGCGUGGUGUCCAGAACAGCUUGCGCAUAGCGCGGUCAAGUAUUUUAUGCGAGUACAUUAGAC
Molecule: messenger RNA, 1019 nt
Organism: Solanum pennellii
Lineage: Eukaryota; Viridiplantae; Streptophyta; Magnoliopsida; Solanales; Solanaceae
Product: cyclin-D2-2-like
Exons: 6
Coding region: 1-945 (314 amino acids)
Biological process (GO): mitotic cell cycle phase transition; regulation of cyclin-dependent protein serine/threonine kinase activity
Cellular component (GO): nucleus; cyclin-dependent protein kinase holoenzyme complex; cytoplasm
Molecular function (GO): cyclin-dependent protein serine/threonine kinase regulator activity
Source: RefSeq, a predicted model, not a curated record